AUAGCGCUCAAAGUAUUUCUUCCUUCCUUAUUAACCCCCACGCGGCCACAAUUCGUUCAAAAACCGCAAACCAAAUUUCGCCAAAAACAUUUCUUUUGUCGACGCUUCCUUCCCAUCUCGGAGCCAUGGAUGCCGUAGAUUCAGUCGUUGAUCCUCUCAGAGAGUUCGCCAAGGACAGCGUUCGCCUCGUUAAGAGAUGUCACAAACCGGAUCGCAAGGAAUUCACCAAGGUUGCCGUUCGUACCGCUAUUGGCUUCGUUGUGAUGGGAUUUGUAGGGUUCUUUGUCAAGCUAAUCUUCAUUCCGAUCAACAAUAUCAUUGUCGGAUCUGGUUAGUUUAGGUCAUGAUGAAGUACGUAGGUGAUGGCGGCUGGCGUUUACGUUUAGUGCAACCUGUUUUCCUUGAGGAAUACUGAGCAUUUAGGUCUCCUUUAGAACUUUUAAACCCGUGUGCGUAAAUUGAGUAAACCCCAGGAUAUAUGGAAUUUUCCUGUCAUAUUGAUGAACUCACUUUCUAUUUAAAUUUCAAUGUUAUAACAUGUUCUUUUAAUCAAA
Messenger RNA from Cucumis melo (muskmelon), 554 nucleotides. Its product is annotated as protein transport protein Sec61 subunit gamma. Gene Ontology annotation, cellular component: Ssh1 translocon complex; membrane. Gene Ontology annotation, biological process: protein targeting; post-translational protein targeting to membrane, translocation. Bases 126 to 335 code for a protein of 69 amino acids. The record is from RefSeq and is a predicted model, not a curated record. Gene Ontology annotation, molecular function: transmembrane protein transporter activity. Lineage: Eukaryota; Viridiplantae; Streptophyta; Magnoliopsida; Cucurbitales; Cucurbitaceae. The transcript has 3 exons.